This is a messenger RNA of Dentiscutata heterogama, 777 nucleotides long. Lineage: Eukaryota; Fungi; Glomeromycota; Glomeromycetes; Diversisporales; Gigasporaceae. The record is from the annotation of a GenBank genome assembly.
AUGGUAGACAUUGCAUUAGAUAUCGCGGAUGAAUAUAUCCUUGAUGGCAUUUACGCUCGCUUUUAUCCAAUUUCAAUUACAGAUAAUACUACAACAAUUUUACAGAGUUCACUUCCACAAUUAAUGAAACAUCCUAAAUUUUUGAAAAAUCAAAUACGUAAAGAAAUAACACUUUCUGUUACAGGAUUUCCACUCACUAGUUUAGUAACUGUUCCUUGGUUUCUUGGGGAAGUCCGAGGAUAUUCAAAACUAUAUGAUAAUAUUAAUGAUUACGGAUUUUUGUAUGGAAUAUUUUCAAUUAUACUAUAUUUAUUCUUUACCGAUAUGUGUAUUUAUUGGAUUCAUCGAUGGCUACACCAUCCGUUAAUUUAUAAAAUUUUGCAUAAGCCUCAUCACCGUUGGAUUGUUCCUACACCGUAUUCAUCUCAUGCCUUUCAUCCACUAGACGGAUAUUUGCAAUCAUGUUUAUUCGUGUUUGUUAAUCUAUGGACAAUCAUGAUUCAUGAUGGUAAAGUAAAGUUCUCAAAAUUUUUAUCUUGCGAAUAUUUAUCAUCCGGAUCAUUUAUCAAUGGUGCGGCACAUCAUGCACUUCACCAUUUGUAUUUUAAUUAUAAUUAUGGUCAAUAUUUUACAUUAUGGGACAAAAUUUGUGGAAGUCAUCGAUUUCCAAGUGAAGAACAAUUUGAUCGUAAUAAGAAACGGGAUCAGAAAGUUUGGAUUAAACAAGCGAUAGAAGUUGAUAACUUUGAUGAGAAUGGAAAAGAAAAAGAGGAAUGA